AUGACGGGCCUUCCGCCGUCGAUGUAUCACCCGUCAUCAUCAGGCCGUAUUUCUCGUGGUCACUCACUAGACCGCGGUAGACUAUUAGGCGACCAAGCUCUUGUCCAGCGAGCACCACCUGAACUCCAUCGUGCGGGCUCGUGGUCGAUCCAUGGUGCAUCUGUCCCCCAAGUGGGUUCAGGUACGCCAUGGGAUACAGACACCCCGAUAGCAUCACCACCGACGCUAUCGAGUGGUCGCCGUCGUCCGCGCCGAACAUUGACUGACAAUGCGACCGAGUUUUUGCAUGCUGUCGACGAUCUCCUAGGCUCAAAUGUCCCCAGGCAUGCACCUCCAGUGUCGCAUAUCAUGAGUCCCGCUGAUGGUGUGCGAUCACCAGCGUCCCCGUUUGGUCCGCCUCCCAUUGGCAUGUCUGAACAUCCCUUUGCUGCUGCCGGCCUUGAUGCGCCAUCAUUGCGUCUUGGCGCCUCUAAAUUUGGCUUCUCUAUGCCAAAUAGUGCUGUUGGCUCACCCCGCAUUCGACCUCAAGAGGAUCGCUUCCUCAACAAUCCGUCGUCAUCGUCUUUGUCCGCGGACUGGCCCGCACCCACCACAACCGACCCAGAGUAUACCCGUUCUAUGUGGUCAUCUGUUCGUCUGCCGGGCCAGGUGCCUGAUCCUUUACUGUAUGGUGCGCCCAGUGGAUCUGUGUUGUCGUCGUCGCCGGACGAGACGACAGCGCCGCUGCAUGCGGAGACGUCUGUAGCGAUUGCGCUUGGCGAUGACGAACCACACCCAAACGCAACGCAAUCGCCUCCCUUUGCUGUACAUUCUCGGCCUGAGGUUUUUGAACGCACGCCAACCUUUUCUUCCAUUGAUCAUGACCUCGCAAGCAGGAUGCGCUCCAUGACCCUUCCCGUGGAUUUGUCUAUUCCUCCGCUGCUGAGAGAUCGAGCUGGCUCUAUGAAUCGCUUACAUGAAUCUCCGCCUCCAGGUCACCGAGUAGCGCCACGAAAUGCAUCGAAGACAGGUGCCCAUGCCAUGUAUUCGCCGUACGUACCAUCACCACCACCACCACUUUCAUUCUCAUCAGCUGCUGCUUUUGCCUCGCCAUCGUCCGUGACGUCACCGAACAUUCCAGACUCACCCGAGGCCGUGUCAUUUGAACAUGCCAUGUCUCCACGAAGCAUGAAACGACGCGAAGAUGGCAAAUGGUUUGGUCGCCCUGGCACACUGCGCCUUGGCGACACAGUGCAGGUGGGUCCUUCGUCAUCGUCAUCAUCUACGCCGACUCCUGCUGCUGCCUCGUCUACAUCGGCGCCGGCAGUCUCAGGGGCUCCGGCAGCGUCUGUGGAGGAAGACGCAAUGGGCCCCAUCAACAAUCCCGGCAUGACCGCCCCCUCUCAGUUAGGCAGGGCUAAGCCUAAUGUUGCACAUGAUGUGCAUGGUGUGGCCGAGUCGUUUGAUGCAUCGAUGCGGCGCCGGAACUCGGCGCGAAGCCGCACUGUAGCGCAUGCUGCCGCGGCUUACGAGGGCGCUGUGAAUGGCGGGCGUUUCCACCGACGCGAAGACGGAUCUUCGGGACCUUUGCGUACCGUUCCGCCUCCGUUGCAGGAAGGCGCUGGACACUGGGACUUUGGUGACGUGCGCGGCCAGCUUGCAGAAAUUAGCAUGGAUCAGCAUGGAAGCCGGCUGGUUCAAGAAAAGCUGGACCACUGCACGCCUGAAGAACGGACCCUUGUGUUUGAAGAACUGUUCCCCUGA
Malassezia globosa CBS 7966 is the source of this 1743-nucleotide messenger RNA. RefSeq lists its product as uncharacterized. Lineage: Eukaryota; Fungi; Basidiomycota; Malasseziomycetes; Malasseziales; Malasseziaceae. The transcript has a single exon. Bases 1 to 1743 code for a protein of 580 amino acids. Gene Ontology annotation, biological process: post-transcriptional regulation of gene expression. Gene Ontology annotation, molecular function: mRNA binding. Gene Ontology annotation, cellular component: cytoplasm. The record is from RefSeq and is a predicted model, not a curated record.